CAUCACGUGACGGUCAGAUCCACAACUCUCUCCUGCUGUCGGGACUGUACUUCACAACAACUGCUGUUUGGAGUAGAUUUUCCCUGUCAAAUGACUAUCCCCCGAGAACCGGGACGGGGUAACUCGGCAGUUUAACAGAUUUGCUUUCAUUUUAAGUUAUUUGUUCAAAUUUACUCGUAAAUGUAGUCCAACACUAAACGUCGCGAGGUAAAUAGUGAUCUCGACAGUUGCCUGACUGUGGGCUAGCGCGCGAGCUUCUUAAAGUAAAGACAGCCAGCGUGCGCGCUUUAUAAAGAGCUCGAGACGAGCCGAGCAACGGAAAAAAACGAAGUAAACAUGGAGUUAGAGGACGGCGUCCUUUACCAGGAGGACCCGGGAACCUCGGCGAUGAUGUCCGAGCGGGUGUCCGGCUUGGCGAGUUCCAUCUACCGCGAGUUCGAGCGGAUGAUACUCAAAUACGACGAGGACGUGGUCAAGGAACUUAUGCCGCUUGUCGUGGCGGUGCUGGAGAACUUGGACUCGGUGUUCGCGGAGAACCAGGAGCACGAGGUGGAGUUGGAACUGCUGAAGGAGGACAACGAGCAGAUCAUCACGCAGUAUGAACGCGAGAAAGCGCUGAGGAAGAGCGCAGAAGAGAGAUAUAUUGAGUAUGAGGACUCUCAAGAGCAGGAUAAGAAAGAUCUGCAGAACCGUGUGCUGCUACUGGAGGCCCAGACCAGACAGAUGGAGCUGAAGUCCAAGAACUAUGCAGACCAAAUUGGAAGAUUAGAAGAGCGUGAAGCUGAGCUGAAGAAAGAGUACAAUGCCCUGCAUCAAAGACACACUGAGAUGAUCCACAGUUACAUGGAGCACUUGGAACGUACCAAAUACCAGCAGCUGACGGGGGAAACUGCAGACUCCGGGACCCUGGGCAGAAUGAAGAAGGAGCGCCCUGUCUCUCUGGGGAUUUUUUCAUUGGCCGGAAGUGAUGUGAUGACCCCCGAAUUGCAAAGAGAAGCCGUGGAGACUCCAGGAACGGACACAUGGAGAUACAACAACCUCAGCCACCCACGCUCCAAAACCAGCCUCAAGGAUGAACUCUCUGAUGUCAAUAGGGGAGAGUCCAAAUCAGCCACACCCAUGUCUGCAGCAACUUCAGAUGUUACCAUGGCGUCAGUGGACACACCCAGGACAGAGGAGGCAGAGGGCCUGAACAGGAACCUGAAUUCUAGCAGUGCUAAGCCAGACAGCAGUAAGAACAUCAGAGUACAGGACGCUGUGGUAGCAGAGAUGCCAUCUGCAGAUCAAAGUGAGAAUGCAGAGAGGUCAGAGGUUCAGGCGAUCAUUGAGUCCACCCCAGAGCUAGACAUGGACUUAAGUGGAUGCAAAGGGUCCAGCACUCCCAUGAAAGGGAUAGAGAACAUGGCCUUUGACCGUAACACUGACUCUCUGUUUGAGGAGCUCUCCUCAGCAGGAACUGAUCUCAUAGGGGACGUGGAUGAAGGUGCUGAUCUGCUGGGUAUGGGUCGUGAAGUUGAACACCUGAUCCAGGAGAACACUCAACUACUGGAGACAAAGAACGCCCUGAACGUGGUAAAGAAUGAUCUGAUCGCUCGUGUUGAUGAGCUGGUCUGUGAGAAAGAUGUUCUUCAGGGAGAGCUGGAGGUUCUGAAACAGGCCAAAGAAAAAUUAGAAGAGAGGAACAAAGAGCUGGAGGAGGAAAUCAGAAGAGUCCGGGCAGAGGUGGAGGAGGCCAAACAGAAUGCGAAGGAGGAAGAUGAUAGUGACGUGCCCACAGCUCAGCGGAAGCGCUUCACACGAGUGGAGAUGGCACGUGUCCUCAUGGAGAGGAACCAGUAUAAAGAGAGACUGAUGGAGCUGCAGGAGGCCGUCAGGUGGACGGAGAUGAUUCGAGCUUCACGAGAGAAUCCAACCUUGACUGAGAAGAAAAAGUCCAGUAUCUGGCAGUUUUUCAGCAGGCUGUUCAGUUCAUCCUCCAGCACGGCUGCAAAGAAACCAGACGCACCGGUUAACUUGAAGUACAAUGCCCCCACCUCGCAUGUCGUCCCUUCAGUAAAGCAGAGGAGCAGCACCCUCGCUCAGCUGCCCAGUGACAAAUCCAAGGCCUUUGACUUCCUCAAUGAGGAGGCCGAGGUAGAGAAUGUAGUGUCACGUCGAGAGCAGAAGAAAGCUCAGUACAGGCAGGUGAAGGCUCAUGUGCAGAAAGAGGAUGGCAGGUUGCAAGCCUAUGGAUGGAGUUUACCUCCAAAAUACAAGGUUGCCAAUGGUGGACAAGCAGAUGGUAAGGUAAAAAAUCUGCCAGUACCCAUCUACCUCCGACCUUUAGUUGAGAAAGAUGCUUCUAUGAAGCUGUGGUGUGCUGCAGGAGUUAAUCUGUCAGGUGGAAAGACGCGUGAUGGGGGCUGCAUUGUGGGAGCGAGUGUGUUCUAUAAAGAUGUGUCUGGAGGAGAGACUGGCCCCCUAAGCCACAGCCAAAGAAGAGGCUCUCAAAGCAGUCUGGACAGACUAGAGCAAGAACUAAAGGAUCAGGAGAAGGAACUGAGGCACCAGGACGAACUCUCCAGCCUGGUGUGGAUCUGCACCACCACACAUGCCACCUCUAAAGUCAUAGUCAUUGACGCUAACCAGCCCGGAAACAUCCUGGAAAACAUUUUUGUGUGCAACUCUCAAGUGCUUUGCAUCGCCAGUGUGCCAGGUGCCUCUGAGACAGAUUACCCCGCUGGAGAGGAGGUUGUUUCAGAUAGUGAGGCCAGUCAGGGUGAAGGGGCUUCUAAAGUCAACACUACAGCUAACAGCAGCUCCACUUGCUCUGAUGGAGGUCUGGGUGGCAUUACUGUAAUGGGCUGCUCUACAGAAGGACCUGUGGCCAUCCCUCAAACUGUCUGCACAAAUGCCAUAGAAUCCACAGACUCAGAUGGGGUUUUGGGGCGGCACAAACAGGAUGCAGUAACGGCAGCAGAAGAAGCUCAGGAGGCCACAGAGAGCAGCAGCAAUACACCUGCAGAUGAGAACCAGCCUGGGAUCUACACAGAACACAUCUUCACUGACCCGCUAGGAGUACAAAACAGCAGAGACACGCCACCCACCUACACACAGAGUCCUGGCUGCUAUAGGGAGUGUGAUCUAGUGAAGGAUGGCGUGAGCUCAGUGCCUGAGGAGCAGGACCUCAUGAGAGAGGAGGCUAGCAAGAUGAGCAGCAUCCUGCCCACUAUGUGGUUGGGGGCCCAGAAUGGCUGCGUGUACGUGCACUCUUCUGUGGCACAGUGGAGGAAGUGCCUUCACUCUAUCAAGUUAAAGGAUUCCGUCCUGGGGAUUGUUCAUGUGAAAGGACGUGUUCUGGUAGCCUUGGCAGAUGGUACACUUGCAAUCUUCCACAGAGGUGUUGAUGGCCAAUGGGAUUUGACCAAUUACCACCUGUUAGAUCUGGGCCGACCACAUCACUCAAUCCGCUGUAUGUCUGUAGUGCAUGACAAGGUCUGGUGUGGCUACAGGAACAAAAUCUUUGUGGUUCUGCCCAAAGCCAUGAAGAUAGAGAAGUCCUUUGACGCCCACCCUCGUAAGGAAAGCCAGGUGAGGCAGCUGGCAUGGGAUGGAGAUGGUAUCUGGGUGUCUAUCCGUCUGGACUCCACCCUCAGACUGUUUCACGCACACACAUACCAGCAUCUACAGGAUGUAGACAUUGAGCCCUACGUCAGCAAAAUGCUGGGCACUGGUAAGCUGGGCUUCUCCUUCGUGAGGAUCACCGCUCUGAUGGUGUCAUGUAACCGCCUAUGGGUCGGAACAGGAAAUGGCGUCAUCAUUUCCAUCCCUCUAUCAGAGCCAUGCAAAGUUACAGCAGGAUCGUCAAAUCGUCCAGGCAGUGCGAUCCGCAUCUACGGCGAUGAGAACAGUGAUAAAGUCACGGCAGGAACCUUCGUACCCUUCUGCUCCAUGGCACAUGCCCAGCUCUGUUUCCACGGGCACAGGGAUGCAGUCAAGUUCUUCACUGCCGUCCCAGGGCAGGUGGUUCCAUCUGCAGGCUCAGGGGGUGAGGCUGGCACUGACAAGUCUUCAGAGUCACCCAUGCCAGAGCUGGUCAAAUCUGUCCUAGUCAUGAGUGGAGGGGAGGGUUACAUUGACUUCAGGAUGGGAGAUGAGGGAGGGGACACAGAAGAUUUGGCUGAGCCCACGCUGAAGCUGCAGCCCUUCCUGGCCAAAGCUGAACGUAGUCACCUAAUCGUGUGGCAGGUCAUGGCUAAUGAGGAGUGACUGUUUAUUUCACUUCAUUUUGGCCUUUGCUACAUCCAAAAGAAGCUCACCCCACUUCAGACUCUUGACUUUUAUAUUUCCAUCAUUUUUUCCUUGUGCUUUUGACAUUUUUCAUUCAGCUUUGCUUUAAGAUAUUUGAAGCAUUAGCUUAUAGUAUUUCUGUUAAAACAAUCACAGUUACCAUUAGAAGUAUGUUAAGAAGAUUAUUUGUCUAUACAUUAUGAAUGAAGGGUUACGGAAGUUCUUUGCUCAUCGUCUUUGGCAAUAAAUGGAAUGUUGGAAUGGAAAUAAUAUUAGAUACAGAUUUUCAAUUUCAGUAUUCCUGUUCUUGUAAUAUUUCUUAGGAUGGCAGGUGAAAGCACAACGGUUAACUGUGGCUACAGUGCACUAUGCACUACAUCAUGUCUAGAUGAGCUUUUGUGUUCUGUGUCAAUUAAACUGUUUGUGGGGAAGGAAAGUAUAAGCAAGUGAAAGACAAUUUGCACAAAGCGCUUUCUCAGUCCUUACAUCAGUCACACUGACUUCAUUUAGAUGUGUAGGAUUUAUGAAAAUACUGUGAGUGUAGAUGCAAUAUUCUCAAUGUGUGGACUUUUAUAUCAAUUUGAAUGUUUCACAGUUACCAAAGGAUACAGGAAAAAAAAGGGUUUGAUAUCCCCAUUGAUGGACUUCUAGACAAAAAUGUAAAACUGAAGGAUCUAAACAGAUUUUUAUCAAAAUCAUAGGCAUAUCACACUACUUUGUAAUGCAGUUCUACCGUGACCAUGUACCAGUCAGAAACAUCACUUUUUUAACUCUAGAACAGUUUUCAAAGAAACGGUACUCCUUUGACUUAGUGUGUAAAUAAACAUGCAGAGUAAAAGCAUAUUUUUAUUACGCUUUUGUACAUUUGUCUUUUAGACUUUAAUCUCUAAUCACAGGCCUUAGUGCUCCACCAACAGUCCGCCAGUGUGCUGAUGCUCACCGCUGUUCUGCUUGCAUUCGAGCUGAGGCGCACUGGAGCUGCAGUGCUUCGUUUGCAGUUGUUCUCUCCUCUCCAAGAGAGCAGAGACAGCUUCAUAUUGCAAACAAACCAUUGCAGUAUUUAUUUCUAUGAAUGAGCCUCUGCAGUUCAGAAUGUAACUUUGUACAUUGAAUAUAAAUAUAAAAAAAAUAAAAAAUACAAAUAUGUAUAUGAAAUGUUUAAUUUCUUAAUGCCGAUUGUUAAUGUAAAUCACUUCUUGGUGAUUGAAUGAAUCAAUCUGAAUAACUUGACUUCUGAAACGUUCCUUUACUGAGCUAUGCACUAUUUUUUAAAGGAGUGUGUGUGCAUGUGUGUGGAUGAAUGUGUUUUGUACAGCAUUUUGUAGGUGGGUGCAACAGGAUUACUAGACUGUCCCAUAAUCCUAAAGUCGUCAGAUUGCCAUGAUGGCUUGUGUCCCUUCAGUAUGUUUAUCAUAUCCUCCUCUCUAUCUUAGCCUUGUACUUUUUAAAAGUCUAUUAAACAAUU
Messenger RNA from Myxocyprinus asiaticus (Chinese sucker), 5734 nucleotides. RefSeq names its product C-Jun-amino-terminal kinase-interacting protein 4-like. Gene Ontology annotation, biological process: vesicle-mediated transport. NCBI's taxonomy places the organism in Eukaryota, Metazoa, Chordata, Actinopteri, Cypriniformes, Catostomidae. Gene Ontology annotation, cellular component: cytoplasm. The transcript is spliced from 29 exons. Gene Ontology annotation, molecular function: signaling receptor complex adaptor activity; MAP kinase scaffold activity; JUN kinase binding. Bases 337 to 4248 code for a protein of 1303 amino acids. The record is from RefSeq and is a predicted model, not a curated record.